Xyrichtys novacula (pearly razorfish) is the source of this 4893-nucleotide messenger RNA. NCBI's taxonomy places the organism in Eukaryota, Metazoa, Chordata, Actinopteri, Labriformes, Labridae. The record is from the annotation of a GenBank genome assembly.
CUCUUUACUGCCUAGCUCUCUUUCUUUGUUUUAUCUUCGCUCUUACUUUUUUCUUAGUCUUCUAAGUUUUACGCCACGUGUUUAUUCACGUUGAUUCUUCUUUAACAUCGUCUUAGUUCAAGUUUUGAAACUUCAACUUUUUGUGCGCAGAGUAGUUCAAGAUUAAGCCUUGAACUGAUUUUUCUUUAAUUUCACAAAGCCUUUUUUAAAAUACUUUCGACUGGUCAUUGAGCCUCUUUUUUUCUGAGUCAUCUGCAUGAUUCGAAAGUCACCUCUGAACACCACCCAGCAGACCCAAAGUCAUCCUGUGAGCCUACGUUUUUGAGUGAGACAAGCGAGCAUCCAAAGGAUCCACAGCGGCGGCUUUUGCUUCGGACCCGAGUGCUGCAACUCCUGGCCCAUCCUUCGGCUGACUUCGGUCGUCUUCUGAGCCGAACCUCUCGAACAGCCGGACCUUCGGAACCUGCUCCAUCUUCUCCAAGGACCAGUCUCACUUAAGUAUGCAAACCUCCAGAGCUCCAAACAGGGCUGAUGCUGUCUCAUGCGUUCAUAACUCAGAUAUCCACUUAUUCUGGUAAUCCUAAAUUCCUCCAAAUCCACAUCCAAAUUCAUCUUGACACCAAAGUUAGUGUAGGUUAAUAUGUUAGAGCAUAUUCACUCACUAUCAUUAACUUUAGUGCUCCUAGCCUGACUCAGAAUCUUUAAUUAUUCACUUAUUAUUAUCUAUCCUCAUUAUCUUAUCAUGUAUGUUGUACCGUCAUUUAUCCUGUAAUAAACAGAUCAUUAUUUUUCUAAGUUCCUGUCUGUUAGUGGAGUCCCUGAAAUUAGAAUUUUGGCUUAAGAUAUGAGAUUGAUUCAUUUAAGAUUGAUUUAAUGUUUGAUUUCUUAAUUGAACUUUUAUUUUUAUUUAUUAAAGGUGGGUGGAGCCCCUUUAAUCGAGUGCAUAAAUGUCAUAAUUUGAGAUUAUUAAUCUUCAGACAAUUAUAUUAAAUUCAAAUCGCUACACAGAAUAAUUAGAUUAUUCAUAUACAAGACAAAAUAAGCAAAGACUGAUGUGUCCACAGGGGGCGCCAAAAUUGACACAAACUGAAAGUUCCUCACAGGAGCUUUAAUAGUGACAUCUGAGAGAAAAAUCUCAUCCUGUUGCCUUUUGAAUUUACCUCCAGGAAUCAAUAAAGUUCUUAUUUUAAUCUUGGACAGUCAAAUAAUUGAAUGUGAGUUUGUUUUAGAGCUGUUUCUGUUGUAGCUCGACUGACACCCACCCCCUCGCAGUGAUUUAAGACAAUAUCUGUCCUUCGUGUCAGUAAUGGUCUCGUUCCUUUUGGUGUCUCGUAAAACGGCAUCAGUGUGAAUUUUAGUCCAUUUCAGUCACUUAAAAACUCUUUUAUAUCUGAGUUUUUACCUCUUUUAUCACUCUACCUCUGCUUUCAUUUUCUGCACCCUCACGAAUAUUCACUUUACCUGCCCCUCAGGAUUUCCGUCACGUAUUUUCCCAGCAGACUUCAAACUCACCGUACAGGUUUUGAUAAUUACAUGAGGAGGUGUCCCCAUGUGGGUGCAGAUCUUGUUAGUCACGGUUCAUCAGUCAGAGAGAGGAGAGAUGACUUCUGUUCAGGAGGUGGACCCCGGGGUGCACCGGAGGAUCAGGGAGUCCCCCACCCUGCAGAGUCCGGAUACACCUGUCACAGCAGAGAUCACACAGGUGAGUCGUAGAUUUGCACAUUUGCACCCUACAGGGGCAUGAAUAGAUUUAUUCACCAGGUCUCUGAUUUAUGCAAGGCUGGCAUGACGUGAUGUGAGCUGACACACAUCCUGGAAGUGUUUAUUUACAUUAUCAGUCUGUAAUCAGGCAGUUGUUGUUUUACAGUUACGUAAAACACAUGCAAGAUUGAUAAAGGUUACUGCGCUGUCACAAGGUUGAUGUGCAAAACAUCAAAUUUCUUUCCCUGUUGAGGAUAAAUCUGAAGUGAAGUCUGCAGGUCAGUUUUUGAGUCGUACUCCUGACUUUCCCGAAUACUUUGCAGUUCAUAAACCUGUUUUUAACGAUGUGUCCGACAACCCACGGAUGAAAAAAGUUUACAGACAGAAUUAUUAGAGGAAUGCAUAAAGACAACACAAUGAAGGUGCUGAAAAUACUGCUGUUUAAGAAGAGAUCUUUGCAGGAGAAGCUGAGGGUUAAAGAGCUGGGAUCAGACCAGUCAAACCCCACGGAUGAAAAAGUUUACAGACAGAAUUAUUAUCAAAAUGCAGAAAGACAACACAAUGAAGGUGCUGAAAAUACUUCAGUUUAAGAAGAGAUCUUUGCAGGAGAAGCUGAGGGUUAAAGAGCUUGGAUCAGACCGGUCAAACCUCAAAGUUGUACAGGUGGAUAAAUCAGAAAAGGUCAUUUUGAAGGAUCUUAAUAAAACGAUCUUUUCUAACCCAGAUUGUGUUCCUCUCAGGUUGUGAAGAAAGUCUUCAAGCAGGUGAUUGAUAUCAGCUCCGGUGACCCCCACAGGGCGGGGAUGGCCCCUCUCUCUUUUGUCCGUCAGGUGGGUGUAAUCUAAAUUAUUCAUGUGUUUGUUUGUUUGUCGGCCUGCGUACCUGCAUUCCUUAACCGACCUGUUUUGUGACUGUAACUCUGUGUUUUAUCUCUUCAGGUCCUGGCGGUGUGUAUUCACCCGGAGCUCCUGGAGGACCAAAGUCUGCCUCUGGAUGUCCGUCAGAGAGCGCAGAAGCUGCUGGGAGUCUGUGGAGGAGGAGGAAUUGGUCAGAAUCUUUGAUAUGUUAUUAUAUUUAGAAGAUUUGAACACUUUAAGUCAAAAUAAUCCACCGUAUUUACCUCAGUGCACUUUGUGAACGGCAGGGUCGUACUCUACCUGCUCCUGGGGUUUACCUCUGGUCCUCAAAAGUGCUGCUGAGUUCAUCACACGAAGAGACGGUGGAGUAAAGUCAGACCCAGAGGACCUCAUCUUCUCUACUGGCUCUCAGAAGACUUUGCAGGUAUGAUGAGAAGAUAUGUGUGCAUCAAAAUCACGUCCAGACUGCGUCUUUUGAAGUCUGUUAUUUAUCGUGUUUAGCUGGUUUUGCACCUGAUGGCCAGCGGAGAGGCGGAGACUCGUACAGGUGUACUGACCCCGACUCCCUGUCCUCACACCCUGCCCGCUCUGAUGGAUGUGUGCGGGGUGAAGCUGGCGCCUUAUCAGCUGAUGGAGGAGCGAGGGUGGGCUGUAUGUGUGGAUGAGCUGCACCGAGCUCUUAAGGCCGCUAGGGGGCACUGUGAGCCCAGAGCCAUUUACAUCAGCAACCCAGGAAACCCCACAGGUAAAUCUGACACAGUAACUUAAGAAACCACUUCUUAAAUCUUCCAUCUAAACUCUUCUUUGUCUCUUCAGGUCACGUCCAAAACAGAAAAUCAAUAGAGGAGGUGAUUCGGUUCGCUGCAGCCGAACGUCUCGUCCUGCUGGUUGAAGAGGUGCAUGAAAGUUUCAAAGCUGCACUUUUAAUGACUUCUAUCCACUUUUUAAUAUCAUCUCUGUCUUUUCCAUGUCCUUUUGGAUCCUCCAGGUGAACCAGGACGUCGUGUUCGGACCGGACAGAGAGUUUCUCUCCUAUAAGAGGGUCCUGUUCGAGAUGGAGAAACAGUUCUCAGAGACAGUGGAGCUCAUCUCCUUCCACUCUAUAUCCAGCGCCUGUAUGGGAGAGUGAGUACAACAGACUGAAACCUCUCCUCAAUCUAAAGUGUGACUCCUAAAUUCAUGAUAAAAACAUUCUUCUCUCGUUACGGUGUGUUUGACCCUAAAUUAAUUUUACGCUGGAAUCUCCCUUUAAAUGUACUCUGUGCCGACGCUGUGUUCAGGUGCGGGCUCAGAGGAGGAUACAUGGAGGUCAUAAACCUGGAUCCAGGGGUGAGGAAGUAUUUGAAGAACUUACAGGCCACCGCCAGUCCUCCGGUGUUACCUCAGCUGGCUCUGGAGCUCAUGGUCAAUCCCCCCUCACCUGGAGAUCCGUCCUAUCAGACAUACGCUCAGGUGAGAGGAACAUCUCAGCGGGUCACAUCAUGAUCAGACGAGUUCAUCUGUUUUAUUCACUGUGUAUUUAUCUUUCAAUUUAAAGGAGGUUCUUCACAUUAAGACAACGCUUUCCCAGAAUGCUCAGCGUGCCUGCGAGUUCCUGAAUGAUCUCCCAGGGGUGGCAUGUCAACCAUCGAUGGGCGGAGUCUUCCUUUAUCCUCGUCUGGAUUUACCGCCUCAGAUGAUCGAGGAGGCCAAGGUCAGGAAACCUCUGACCUCUGACCUCCUUGUUACCUCUCCUAACUCCCAUCUUCAUUUCUCUUAGACCUCUUCUUCUCCUCUCACUUUCAGAUGUUGGGAGUGGAGGCGGAUGUUCUUUACUGUCAGAAGUUUCUGGAGGAGGAAGGCGUGUGUUUGGGAGCGGGCAGCCAGAACGGACAAAAACAUCCAAACUCUCACAUCAGGUAAGAGAAGCAGAGACAGUUUUACAGCCGUGGUUUUGUUUUUAUCACCUGAACGUAAGAGAUCAUGUCCUUAAACUCGUGUCGUUAAAGUGAUUUACAGCCGAGAGUAAAAUCUGGGUGAACCUGUAUCUCCACGCCACCACAGGAGCUCCACCUCCUCUCAGCUGAGGUGUGUCUGUAUGUUUGUUCUGUAUGAAAUCACCGUGUGUUUGUGUGUCUCUGGUUCUCUCAGGCUGUGUGUUUUGGCUCCUCCCGACAUCCUGGAGGAGGUCUUGGCUCGCCUUCGCUCUUUCCACCUGCGCCUGCCGAGCAGAUUUCCCUGACGGAAAUGUCAAGGACACGGACAGACGGAAACAAUACGAGGCCUGCUUUUCACACCGUCUUCAAAGACAUCGACAUUCACCACAUUUCAAAUCUGGUUCAUUUUAAUGCUGCAC